CACUCCGGCGCUCCGGUUCGGUUCGUUUAACUCGCUCUCAAACAACAUACACGUUAAAGAACAAUCUCGGAACGGUGUGUGUUUUAGUAAUCAUAUUAAUAAUCAUAUUGAUAAUUAUCAUAUUCACAGAUGAUAUGGCGAGAAGAGUCUAAAUAUCGCGAUACUUCGUUGCUGCGCUCUCCUGUGCGCUAGCAGGAUUAGCUAGCUGCCAGCUACGCAGUAAGGAAAACUAAGCAGAAAUCAGAAACUCUCCAGAGAAGAAGAGGAGUUCCCCUUCACUUUGACCGCAUUUAGUCUUUGCACAAGACAUUAACUGACAUUAACUUCCCCAAUUCUUAAAGAUAGACACCUGCUUCAUUCUUUAUCUUGACUCAGCUGUACUGAGAGAGCGGCUCCACUUUGUGACGUCAUGUCUCAGAAGUCGCAGUCAGACGGUGGUCAGAAACACUUCGCUGUGGGUCGGGGGCUCCUGGCUGCCGCAGAGACCUUGAACUUCAGCAUGAACGAGCAGAGAUCCAGCCGGCAGAUGGGGGGCAUGGCCUCAGGUGUGGGGGUGGGCGGUGGCGGUGGUGUGGAGGGCCAGGACGGCAGCGGUCAGAUGUCCCGGCGUGGCGGGGGCAGCAAUCUUGGCAGCACCAUGAAGCUGUUUGCCAGUUUAGGGCUGUCGCCCUCUGACCUGGACGCUCUGGCUGAAAUCCCAGAGGAGGACAUCAGCGUGGAGACGCUGCCGCACAUCCUCAUGCAGCUCAAGAACCGCAAGGGGGACGCAGGAGAGCGGCGGGGGGCGUCCUCCAUGUCCUCUGAUGCUGCGUAUCGAGGAGGGAGGGACAGCUGGGACAACGUGCACAUGGGGAGGAUGGACGGUCCUUCUCUGGCUCAGGGUUCAGCCCGGACCCAGCCCUCUACUGACUUUGGGUACAGUUCACUGCAGGACGUCUCCUCCAGCCGCGGCUACGGCUUGAAUUACAGCAGCAGCGGGGGUGGGAGCAGAGAGAGGCCGUAUUCUGAACUUUCCCGUCACGAUUCCUACAGUGGGCUCGGCAUGGGGCCGCCGUCGUCCGACUCCGUCUUUAUGCAGAGGAGGAUGGGCUCCCCAUCAAACGGAAAAGUCCAAGACUUCUUGGGAGUCAUGCCCCCCAUGUUCCCCCAUGUGUGCUCUCUUUGUGACUUUGACGUUCAUUCCACCAUGGAGUGGAACCAGCACAUUAACGGACUCCGACAUGCUGAGAACAGACGACAGCUCCUUGACAUGUACCCAGACUGGGACCCUGGUAUGGCCUCUGGCAGAGGCGGGGGGGUACUGGAGACCCCCAACCUGUCUGCAGGACUGCUGGGACCCGCCCCCAUGUCUUCAGCUCAGACAGCAGGAGGGAUGUCCUCCAGCUGGGGAGGAGGUGGAGGUCCCGGUCUGUCAGGAAACAACCAGCUGGGACAGAAUAAGCUGAGGAGCCGAGUGGUGGUGGUGAAGUACGACAGGAAGCCUCUCAGCAACAAGACUCUGUUCGCCUUCACCGAGCCGUUCGGCUGCUUGAGGGAACACCUGGUCCUGAAAAACAAGGCCUUCUUGGAGAUGAACAGUCACGAGGAAGCUCAGGACAUGGUGAACUACUACGAGCAGCAUCCGGCGUCUCUGUACGGCAAACCCAUCACCUUCUACCUGUCCAAGAGGCUGAUGGUCAUCGAGAAGGACGAGCGGUCCUCGGACAGGUCGAGGGACAGACCUGUCAGGGAGGUCAAAGGUCACGGCAGCCAGGUGGUUUUCUUCUCCAACCUGCCCAGAGAGGAGGAGAAGAAGAAGGAGCUGCUGACCAUCGCUAGACGCUUCGGCAUCGUGGAGAAACACCUGUUUUUAACUGACCAGGCGUUUGUCCAGCUGGGAACCCCGGAGGACGCAGAGAUGCUGGUGAAGUAUUACAGUGUGAACCCCCUGAACAUUAAAGGAAGACCCAUCCGCCUCAACAUCUGCACCAAGUACAAAACGCUCACUGUGAACCGGAGACAGGGGGGAUCUGGAGACAGUCGCAGCCAGAGGAGCAGCGGAGCCAACGCCUCCUCCUCCUCCUCCAUCUCUGGAACCAGGACCUCCUCCAACUCCAGGGCCUCCUCCUCCAAAUCCUCGUCCAGCUCCAGGACCAGAGAGGAGGAGAAGAAGAAGGAGGAGGAGAACAGAGGGAAGGCUGAGGAGGAACCUGCUGUAGAGGAGGAGGAGGUGUCUGGAGUGAUGGAGGGGGAGGACGGAGGGGAGGGGGAGGAGCAAGAAACGGAUGGAGGCACUAAGAGGGAGGAGCCUGAGAGGGCGGAGUCUGUGAAGGAGACGGUGCAGUCGUCUUCAGGAGACGUUCAGGACGAGCAGGUUUCAGACAGUGAUGAUGUCACUGAUGACACACCUGGACAUGUGGGCGGGACUGAAGGUGAGGCCAGGCAGGGGGCGGAGUCAGAAGGCCUGACGGAACCAACAGAAACUAAACCUUCGACCGAAGAACACGAGAACAAAGACGAACUGACGGCAGAACCAGGGGAGAGUUCAGAGGCCGAGGACACAGCUCCGCCCCCAGACGAGUUUGAUCAGGACUUCCUGGAGAACAUGGAGGACUUUGUGACGCUGGAUGAACUCGCAGAGGAAGAGGACGACGAAGAUCUCGAAGACUCUGACGCCUUCGACAACACCAGGAAAGGGGGAAUGAGGGUGGUGAACAUCGUGGGCUUCAGACGAGGAUACAACUUCCUCACCGAGCUGCUGGGACUCGCCAAACCUUUUGGGAAAGUGGUGAAACACCUGGUGCUGGACUUGAGACCUGAGGCGUACCUUCAGUUUGCCACAGAAGAAGAAGCUCGAGCGAUGGCCAAGUUCUACAACAGUAACGUGACGGCGUCGGUGUGCGGUCGACCGGUCAGGGUCAGUCACUCCAUGACCUACCCCACCAUCCAGUGCGGCUCCAGCAGGGUGGUCUACGUGGGUCAGAUCCCCAGCAGUAAAUACUCAGACGACGCCGUCCUGAAACUCGCCGAGCCGUUCGGGAAAGUCAGGAAGUAUUUCCUCAACAGGAUCAAGAAAGAGUGCUUCAUUGAGAUGGACAAAGCCGAGGACGCAGAGAGAAUGGCUGAAGAUUGCAAAGUUAAUCCACCAAAGUUCAACGGGAAACGUCUGGUGGUCUACGUCAGCAGGAAGUACAGACAGCUCAAACACGGACAUCGAUGUCCGACCACAGCGAAGAGAGAGAGCAGCAGCAGCAACUCUCCAACUAAACCCUCCAAACACCCCGAAGAACCUGCUGCCAAGAAAUCCAAGCUGGAGAAGACACCGGAGGAGAAGGAGGGAGAGGAGGAGAAACUGAAGGAGCAGGAGGAGAAACUAAAGGAGAAGGAGAAGGAGGAGGAGGAGGAGGAGGAGGAGGUAGAGAUGAAGAGCUCUGAGCCGAGUGGAGGUGAAGAAAAGAGAGAAGAAAACUCGGCAGAGAAGAAUCCUGAAGUUUGUGAUGAGAAACUGAAGAGCAGCGAGAUCGAGCUGCAGGAGGUGAAACAGGAGGAGGAGCAGGUGGAGACAUUGAUCAAUCAGAACGGACAGGCCGAGGCGCCCCCGCCUGCUGAAAACAAACCCACCAUGGCGUCUCUGCCGCUGCGCCCCUACGACCCCGACACCCCCAUCGGUGUGGAACACGUGAAGAUGGGUUACUACUGUCGCGUCUGUUUCCUGUUUUACUCCAACGAAGACACGGCGAAGAAAACACACUGCAGCAGCCAGACGCACUACGACAAGCUGCAGAAAUAUCUGGAGAAGGAGCAGAUGAAGGCAGAGAAGAAGAAAGGGAAGAAGACGACAUCAUGAAGACACCAUGAGUUCAUCCAACCAUUUUACUUUGUAGUUUUUCUUUAGUUUGAGGUUCAGACGACGCACACUGAGGAGCUUCAGCUGUAAACACGUCUCCUAGGAAACAGACGGAAGCUGAAAGACUUUGUGUUACAGAAGGUGACGAGCUGCUGAGUGGAUGGACAGUAAACAGGAAGUCAGUGAAUCCAUCACUCAUGUUUUCUCCGUCCAUGUGGAGAGUCGUUGGUGUGACAAACGGAAAUUAGUGAAUUUUUUUUCUUCCUUGAAAUGAUUCAUUAGUCAUCCACCGAGCUGCUGAUCAACUUUCAGUCAAUUGACUCAUUGAUUAUCUGUUCAGUUCUAAACGAGACAUUUGAAGACGUCAGGUUGUUUUAAGGAAAAUUACAUUUUUCAUUCAAACAAUCAACAGAGUAAAAACUUCACCAGCCGUUUUCAAAUUGACUGGAUUUAAUUCUCCAGUUUUUACAGUGCAGUGUUACAGGAGAUGAUCACACACCAACAGCUGUUCACGUGGCCGUACUGACGUGAGCGCUGGAUUAAAGGAACACUUCAACAUUUCGGGAAAUAAUCUUUAACUACUCGCAUUAGCUUAGCUUAGCUUAGCAUAAAGAUGGGAAACAGCCUGAGGUAAAUAUCUCCUUCCUGUGUUUAGGAGGAGGACCUACGUGCUAAAACUAUUUCUUCACAAACGGUGUAUCCUUCCACAAGUGCCACUCCACAGAAGUGCUAGGCGGAUGGAUACACUGUUUGUCAAGAAGUAGUUCCAGCAGGUGAUUUGUUAGUGAAUGUGAAUUUUCAUCCUGAUACAGAACAAACUGAAUGUGUUAAACUUUAUGUUGAAUUUUUAUGUUGUUUGUUUUAUAAAAUAAACCAGUUUCUUUAAAUUAG
This is a messenger RNA of Seriola aureovittata, 4717 nucleotides long. RefSeq names its product matrin 3-like 1.2 (gene matr3l1.2). The record is from RefSeq and is a predicted model, not a curated record. The coding region runs from base 410 to 3826 and encodes 1138 amino acids. Gene Ontology annotation, cellular component: nucleus. Gene Ontology annotation, molecular function: RNA binding; zinc ion binding. NCBI's taxonomy places the organism in Eukaryota, Metazoa, Chordata, Actinopteri, Carangiformes, Carangidae. The transcript is spliced from 22 exons.